Penicillium robsamsonii is the source of this 735-nucleotide messenger RNA. Its product is annotated as ESCRT-I subunit protein VPS28. The record is from RefSeq and is a predicted model, not a curated record. Gene Ontology annotation, cellular component: ESCRT I complex. The coding region runs from base 1 to 735 and encodes 244 amino acids. The transcript is spliced from 3 exons. Gene Ontology annotation, biological process: protein transport to vacuole involved in ubiquitin-dependent protein catabolic process via the multivesicular body sorting pathway. Gene Ontology annotation, molecular function: protein-containing complex binding. NCBI's taxonomy places the organism in Eukaryota, Fungi, Ascomycota, Eurotiomycetes, Eurotiales, Aspergillaceae.
AUGUACUCACAGCGCCCACUUUCGUAUGCGCCGACCCCCUACAGCUACACACCCAAUCCCGCCCGGUCGGCCACAAUCAACCUCGAUGAAGAAGUCAAACUAGCAUCCAGCUCAGCCGAACGUGACUUAUACGAGUCACUAGCCGAAAUCUACAGCAUCAUCGUCACCCUCGAUGGACUUGAGAAAGCAUACAUCAAGGAUGUGGUCACCGAGGCAGAAUAUACCGAGACAUGCACACGACUAUUGAAGCAAUACAAGUCCAGUCUUGGAGAUGAGACAGUGUCGCGGGAAUUCGUGGACCUGGAAACCUUCAAGCGGACGUGGGGGUUGGAAUGCCCACGAGCUACAGAGCGACUGCGCAUUGGUCUUCCGGCCACAGUUGAGCAAGCUUCUCAUGGCGGACCAACCUCUAGUAUGGGCGCAGCAACUACGGGACCGGCUGGCGGUGCCUCGGGUAGUCUCAUUCUGGCAGCAACCGAGAACUUCAUCACCUUCCUCGAUGCAUUGAAACUCAACAUGGUAUCUAAGGAUGCACUGCAUCCACUUCUAUCGGAGGUGAUCCAGUCUGUGAACAAGGUGACAGAUACUGAUUUUGAAGACCGCGGCAAGAUCAUUCAGUGGUUGAUCGCAUUGAAUCAAAUGCGAGCUACUGAGGAGUUAAGUGAGGACCAAGCGCGCGAACUUGCAUUUGAUAUUGAACAGGCUUAUCAGGGCUUCAAGGCGACGUUGAACUGA